UGAGCUUUGGGUCAGAAGUCUCCAACAAACAAGAUGCAGAUCAGGACGGAGAAGUUUGGAGCUCAGCUGUCCUCCAUUGAUCCGACUGUCGCCGCUCAAAGAGCUGCGCUCAUGAAGCGCACCACCUACCUGGCUAAGAUCGCCUUCGUCCUCCAAGAUGCUCCAUGCAGGAUGCUCCCUUUCACUCAGUUGAUGGACAAACUGGAGCCGCUACUUUGUGAAGAGAGAAAAUUUGUCGAGAACAACAUCAGAGUCUGUUUGUCAGCAAACGGGUGUUUUGUCAAGGUUCCAAUGGUCCCAGAUUCACCGAAAAGUAAAAGGAACUACUGGAAGCUGGACUGUAGUCAGAUCACUACAAAGAUGGUGCGUCGGCACUUUAAAGGAAUCCUGCAGCUCUUCCCUGAGUUGGCAUCCAAAGUGGAAACAGAGAACCUGAGCAGAGCAUCAGAGGAAAACUCAGCCGUCCGAUCUCCUGAACCUGCAGUCUGCAGAGAUGUUCAGAUCAGAUGUGAGGUGAAAUUCAGCAGUCCUUUCUCCAUUGAAUCCCUCCUGAAGAGAGACGGCCCCUCUGCUCAGGCCUCCAGAGCUUCUCCUCUGUCCAGUGUCCAGGUCAGAGUGGAGCAGCAGCCUCUGUCCACACACAGACGAGCUGGGACAAAGAGAAGCAUCAGCUGGGACUCUGAGGAACUUCUCCUUCAAACUUCAGCUGCAAGUUUCCCCAUCUGCUCAGCCGGAGGCAGCACACACCACGGACCCACUGCUAGUGAGGAUGCUAAACCCUUCAAGAAGAGGCCCGUGUUCUCUGAACCCUCAUUUCCCAUCUAUCCAUCUAGAGACAGUCCUGCUCCUUGUUUCACCAGCACAAGCAACAGUUACAUCACUUACUCUGUACCGGCAUUUACCCAUGGUUCUCUGCGUUACUGGCUGUAA
Mugil cephalus (flathead mullet) is the source of this 930-nucleotide messenger RNA. Its product is annotated as forkhead box protein H1-like. The transcript is spliced from 3 exons. Lineage: Eukaryota; Metazoa; Chordata; Actinopteri; Mugiliformes; Mugilidae. Gene Ontology annotation, molecular function: sequence-specific DNA binding; DNA-binding transcription factor activity. The record is from RefSeq and is a predicted model, not a curated record. Bases 34 to 930 code for a protein of 298 amino acids. Gene Ontology annotation, biological process: regulation of DNA-templated transcription.